Molecule: messenger RNA, 931 nt
Organism: Athalia rosae (coleseed sawfly)
Lineage: Eukaryota; Metazoa; Arthropoda; Insecta; Hymenoptera; Athaliidae
Product: cuticle protein 67-like
Exons: 2
Coding region: 147-725 (192 amino acids)
Source: RefSeq, a predicted model, not a curated record
CCGGACCCAAAUCCCCGGGCGUGGUCCCAUCAGAAAGACGCAGGAAGAGUAUAAAACACCCGAUGAUCGGUGGUUAAAACAUCACUCUUCGAUCUUUGAUCACCAAGUAAACUCGAUCUUCUCGUAAAAGACAAAGAAUUAAUAAAAUGGCAUUCAAGCUUAUCGUCCUCUGCGCAGCCCUUGCCGUCGCAAACGCUGGUUACAUUCCCGGAAAUCUUCACCCGGCUCCGAUAAGUUACGCGGCAGCACCGGCCUUGACUUACGCAGCGCCUGCUUUGAGCUACGCUGCCCCAUCCGCCGCCAUAACGUCUCAAUCUUCCAACAUAUUGAGGAGCCCGGGAAAUUUGGCGCAGAUUUCCACGUAUUCGAAAACGAUCGACACACCUUUCUCCAGCGUGAGCAAAUCCGACGUCAGAGUUAGCAACCCUGGAAUUUAUUCAACUACUUCUUACGCCGCUGCACCAGCUUACGCGUACGCGGCUGCAGCACCUGCACCCGUCGUUUCUCAUCUCAGUUAUUCCGCGCCUAUUUCUUACGCUAAAACCGCCUACGCUGCACCUGCGUAUGCAACUUACGCUGCACAACCUGCUCCACAAUACAUCGCUAAAACUGCAGCGUACGCCGCGCCAGCUGCUUACGCUUAUGGUGCACCGGCGGUCGCUGCUCCGGGUCCCGUUGUUGCUCAUGCAACAUUUUCCGGACUAGGAGCUUCUUACGCUUGGUAAUUUCCAUAGUUUUUCACCUUAACUGACCAUCGAGAUUCCGAGGGGAUGAAAAAAUACUACACUUCAAUUCAGACUCUCCUCUGUUUUCUUUCAAUUUAUACUUCAAACUGUCUCGAAAUAUUGGAUUUAUUAUUUUGAUGUACUUGUAUAUUUAUUCAAUUAUGUAUGUGUAAAUAUAUAAUAAAUUAUUGAAAUUUCAUUAUAAA